Molecule: messenger RNA, 3243 nt
Organism: Euleptes europaea (tarantolino)
Lineage: Eukaryota; Metazoa; Chordata; Lepidosauria; Squamata; Sphaerodactylidae
Gene: USP4
Product: ubiquitin specific peptidase 4
Exons: 22
Coding region: 1-3141 (1046 amino acids)
Biological process (GO): protein deubiquitination
Molecular function (GO): cysteine-type deubiquitinase activity
Source: RefSeq, a predicted model, not a curated record
AUGGAGUCGGAGAGGCCGUUCUUAGGCCUCCAACGCAGGCGAGCGUUCUGGGCGCUUCGACGGUUGCCUGCCCGCCCGCCCGUGCCUUCCGCGCCAAAGGCCCCACCCCUGUUCCGCCUGGCACUGGCCUCACCCACAGGCCGGGCACCCGAGCCGACGUCUAUGGCAAACGGCCACCGCGCAUGCGCAGUGCCGUUCUGCGCGCGCUGCCGGACAAGGAAGGAGACCCGCGGUUGGAGGCAGCCGGGCGCGCGGACUGUCAUGGCGGCGGCCGAAAUUGGGAUAGAGGGCGGCGGUGCCACUGCCGGCCCGAGGCCGGACGCUGGGACGCAGCGGGCAGAGCUCUUGCCGCUCCUGGGGGCGGCUCUGAGGCCGGGGGAGUCCUGGUUCCUGAUUGACAGCCGGUGGUUCAAGCAGUGGAAGAAAUAUGUGGGCUUUGACAGUUGGGACCUGUACAACGCUGGAGAGCCUAAUCUCUACCCGGGACCGAUUGAUAACUUUGGGCUUUUCGCAGAUUCAGAAGCUCAAACCUUGAAAGCUCAAACCUUGAAAGAGCACCUAAUUGAUGAGUUGGAUUAUGUGUUGGUUCCUACUGAAGCCUGGAAUAAAUUAGUAAACUGGUAUGGCUGUAUAGAGGGACAACAGCCAAUUGUCAGAAAAGUUGUGGAGUAUGGUCUGUUUGUGAAGCACUGCAAAGUAGAGGUUUAUCUUCUGGAGCUGAAACUGUGUCAGAACAGUGACCCUGCUAAUCUUGCAAGCUCUUAUUUCAGCAAAGCAGACACUGUUGCUACCAUUGAAAAAGAAAUGAGAAAGCAGUUUAAUAUCCCAGAUGACAAGGAGAUUAGGCUAUGGAGUAGAUAUAUGAGUAAUACUUAUGAGCAGCUAAGCAAACUUGACAGCACUAUACAAGAUGCGGGACUCUAUCAAGGACAGGUAGUGUUAAUAGAAGUGAAGAAUGAAGAUGGUACAUGGCCCAGGCAGUCUUCUCUGGCAAAAUCUAGCACUGUGACUAGAAGUCUAACUACCUCUUCAAAAUCACCAGCAAGCUCUUGCUCCUCAGUAGUUGCCUCUUCAACCAUUACAAAUGGGGAUAGCAAUAAUUCUUAUGGAUUGAAUUGUUCCAGCCUUGGCAAAGGAGGCUCUAGCUUUUCUUGCAACUCCUUCAACAACAGAGAGAGCCCUCCUCAGACACAGCCUGGUCUCUGUGGGCUCAGUAACCUGGGAAAUACAUGUUUUAUGAACUCUGCAUUACAGUGUUUGAGUAACACCCCUCCACUGACCGAUUAUUUCCUGGAAGAUAAAUAUGAAGCUGAAAUAAAUCAGGACAAUCCUCUUGGAAUGAGGGGAGAAAUUGCAGAAGCCUACGCAGAACUCAUCAAACAGAUGUGGUCUGGGAGGCACUCUCAUGUGGCUCCCCGCAUGUUCAAAACCCAAGUUGGCCGAUUUGCUCCUCAGUUUUCAGGAUAUCAGCAACAAGAUUCCCAGGAGCUUCUGGCCUUUCUUCUAGAUGGUUUACAUGAAGAUCUAAACAGAGUAAAGAAGAAACCUUAUUUGGAGUUGAAAGAUGCUAACGGCAGGCCUGAUUUGGUAGUGGCAAAAGAAGCAUGGGAGAACCAUCAACUGCGUAAUGACUCAAUUAUCGUUGAUAUUUUUCAUGGUCUUUUCAAAUCCACAUUGGUUUGCCCAAAAUGUUCUAAAGUUUCUGUGACUUUUGAUCCGUUUUGCUAUUUAACCCUUCCAUUGCCCUUGAAGAAAGAUCGGCCCAUGGAUGUGUUUUUGGUCUUUGCAGAUCCACAGCGCAGACCUACUCAAUAUCGGGUAGUUGUGCCAAUGAUGGGGGCUGUAUCUGACAUGUGUGAUGCACUCUCAAAACUUUCCAGUAUCCCCGCAGAAAAUAUGAUGGUGACAGAUGUUUAUAAUCACAGAUUCCAUAAAAUUUUCCAGAUGGAUGAGGGCUUAAGUCAUAUUAUGCCAAAAGACAACAUCUUUGUGUAUGAAGUUUGCAGACCAAUGGAGGACAGUGCUGAAUGCAUCACUCUUUCAGUUUACUUCAGAGAGAAGAAAGCAAGACAAUCUAACACAACUCCAGGAACUAUUCUCUAUGGCCAGCCACUACUCCUGUCUAUACCCAAACACAAGCUCACCCUAGAUUAUUUGUACAAUGUUAUUUUGGAGCGGAUUAGCCGAUAUGUAAAGCUUUCUUUGGUGGAAGAAUUUUCUGAUGUAUCUGCAAACCAUGGAACUUGUAAUGGUGCCAGUGGUGUUUCUGAAGGUGAAAUUGAAGAGAUGGAACACCAGAAUGGAGAGGAAGAAAACAGAGAGAAAGUGUUGGAAACAGAUGCCUGCCAGUCAGAAGACUGCAUUCAGGAUGAGCUGGGCAAGGAAGAUCUGCAGCACAGGAAGCAUCUCUUCAGCUUCAGUAUUGUGAAUUCUUAUGGGACAUCAGAAAUAAAUUCCCUUACCACCGACGGGAAUGUCCUCAAGUUGAGUUCCCAUGCUACUCUUGCUAUUGACUGGGAUUCUGGCACUCGCAAGUUGCUUUUUGAUGAACAAGAAGCACAGGCAUUUGAAAAACACAACAGUAUGUUCCAGCCACAGAAGAAGAAAACUACUGUAGCUCUUAGAGAUUGCAUUGAACUCUUCACUACAAUGGAAACACUUGGUGAACAUGAUCCCUGGUAUUGUCCUAAUUGCAAGAAGCACCAGCAAGCCACCAAGAAGUUUGACCUUUGGUCACUUCCACGUAUUUUGGUGGUACACUUAAAACGUUUCUCAUACAACAGAUACUGGAGAGAUAAACUUGACACUGUGGUUGAAUUCCCCAUCAGGGAUUUGAACAUGUCUGAGUUUGUUUGUGACCCAGCAGCAAGCCCAUACAUAUAUGACCUCAUUGCUGUUUCCAACCACUAUGGAGGCAUGGGUGUGGGACAUUAUACUGCAUAUGCAAAGAAUAAAGUAAAUGGCAAAUGGUACUACUUUGAUGACAGCAGUGUGUCUCCAGCAUCUGAAGAGCAAAUAGUUACAAAAGCAGCAUAUGUACUAUUCUACCAACGUAGAGAUGGCGACGCCAAGAGAGAUCCAUCUCCUUGCACAAGUGUUGAGCUGACAUCUGAAGAGUGUGAUGGCAUGGAUACCAACUGAGCUUACCUGGCAGUGUUUCAAGCAAUCAAAUUGCUCAUUUGAAAACGCAUCUGAAGCAUCUGAGAACUGCUCCAUGUGCACAACACAAAAUGGGAAGUCCAA